Talpa occidentalis (Iberian mole) is the source of this 1920-nucleotide messenger RNA. RefSeq names its product V-set domain containing T cell activation inhibitor 1 (gene VTCN1). The record is from RefSeq and is a predicted model, not a curated record. The coding region runs from base 519 to 1367 and encodes 282 amino acids. The transcript is spliced from 6 exons. Lineage: Eukaryota; Metazoa; Chordata; Mammalia; Eulipotyphla; Talpidae.
GAGUGCCCUCUUGAGUGCACACUCAGCGCCUCUGUCACCUCAGCUCGUGGCCUUUCUGAGGCCCGUCGGCGUGAAUCUCCGUCAGGAGAGACCCCUCCGGUGGUGACCAGGGCUCAGCGUGAGCACCAGCUGCCCAGAGGUGGGGGCUCAGCACCCGGACCCCAGGCCUCCCUGGUCAGCCCUGCCCUGUGAGCUGUUGCAGUCCUCUCUCGUGUGGAGAUUACAUCUCCCUCCCUGGCCCUCCCUUCCAUGGGGGAAACUGCGUGCCGAGCAGCAAGCCCAGGUCCAGGUUUCAGAAAGGCGCUGGCUGCUGGGAGCAGGCACCUCCGGGCCUGCAGGGCGUCUGCAGGGAGCACGUUUCCUCAUUCCUGAGCAGCUGCACGCACCGUCUGCAGGCAGCACUCCCGCGGCCCCGGCUAUUUAAGGCCGGUGCACGGAGCCGGCUGGGAGUCACAGCACCGGGAGCGCAGGUCCACGCACCCAGCACCCUGCACCGCAGAAGGGACCCUCCACUCGCCAUGGCUUCCCUGGGACAGAUCAUCUUCUGGAGCGUUAUUAGCAUCAUCUUUAUUCUGGCUGGAGCAAUUGCCCUCAUCAUCGGGUUUGGUAUUUCAGGAAGACACUCCAUCACAGUCACUACUCUCACCUCAGCUGGGAACAUCGGGGAGGAUGGAAUCCUGAGCUGCACUUUUGAACCUGACAUCAAACUUUCUGAUAUCGCGAUACAGUGGCUGAAGGAAGGUGUUCUGGGCCUGGUCCAUGAGUUCAAAGAAGGCAAAGAUGACCUGUCAGACCAGGAUGAAAUGUUCCGGGGCCGGACAGCAGUGUUUGCUGACCAGGUGGUAGUUGGCAAUGCCUCUCUGAGGCUGAAAAACGUGCAACUCACAGAUGCUGGCACCUAUAAAUGUCACAUCAUCACCUCUAAAGGCAAGGGGAAUGCCAACCUUGAGUAUAAAACUGGAGCCUUCAGCAUCCCAGAGGUGAACGUGGACUACAAUGCCAGCUCUGAGAGCUUGCGCUGUGAGGCUCCCCGCUGGUUCCCCCAGCCUACAGUGGUCUGGGCAUCUCAGGUGGACCAGGGAGCCAACUUCUCAGAAGUCUCCAACACCAGCUUUGAACUGAACUCUGAGAACGUGACCAUGAAGGUGGUGUCAGUACUCUACAAUGUCACCAUCAACAACACAUACUCCUGCAUGAUCGAGAACGACAUUGCCAAAGCCACCGGAGAUAUCAAAGUGACAGAGUCUGAGAUUAAAAGGCGCAGUCACCUCCAGCUGCUGAACUCCAAGGCUCCCCAGAGUGGCGCUUCUUUCUUCGCCAUCAUCUGGGUGAUCCUGCCUUUCUGUCCUUACCUGAUGCUAAAAUAAUGCUCCAUGGCCACACAGAAACAUGCUAAGUCAUUGAUGUGACAGAAUCCCAGGAAUCUGCAGAACUAUUUCACCGCAGCAUAUGACCUAGUUUUAUAUUUCUGGGGGCAAGUGAAUUCAUGUCUAGAAGCCUGGAGUAAACAAAUAAGAUCAAGAUGCAUCAGGAAGCCAAAAGCAACCCACAGAAGACUCCAGUAUGAACAAGACAUAUCUGUCUUCAAAGACAUAUAUUAAAUGCUGGACGAAAGGAUUCAUUUAAACUACAGAAUUGUGUUAAGACUGCUAAGUAAAAUGAUACCCAAACAAGUAUGUCCCCAUAUCUCAGGGACUUCCCUGACCCACCAGGAGUGUGGGGUGGGAGGGGAUAUCACAUCUCCCUGGUCGCCGAAUCCUAAGUUUUAUUGCUGUUAUGUUGCUUUCAGGAAGUUCCUAGAAAGUUUCUAUUGCGAUACAUUUGAAAAAAAACACAUUUGGGCCUCCCCGGUGGUGCAGCGGUUGAGCGCUGGGUUGCGAAGCUACCCACGGCCUCUGCGGCGCCGGUUCGAUCCCCGGC